Cyclopterus lumpus (lumpfish) is the source of this 1818-nucleotide messenger RNA. It is a transcript of the gene nox1, whose product is annotated as NADPH oxidase 1. The transcript has 13 exons. Lineage: Eukaryota; Metazoa; Chordata; Actinopteri; Perciformes; Cyclopteridae. The record is from RefSeq and is a predicted model, not a curated record. Gene Ontology annotation, biological process: defense response; superoxide anion generation. Gene Ontology annotation, molecular function: superoxide-generating NAD(P)H oxidase activity. The coding region runs from base 67 to 1764 and encodes 565 amino acids. Gene Ontology annotation, cellular component: plasma membrane; NADPH oxidase complex.
GGAGAUGCAGGGAAGCUGCUGCUGCUGCUGCUGCUGCUGCUGCUGAGUCGUGAUUAGGAGCUCAACAUGGCGAACUGGAUCAUCAACCAUGGACUUACAACAUUCAUACUGGUGAUCUGGAUGGCCCUCAACAUCUUCUUAUUCACCUGGUAUUACCAUAUCUACGCUUUGAGGGAUGAGUUUUACUACACGCGUUAUAUUUUGGGGGACGCCUUGGCCUGGGCCAGAGGCUCUGCAGCCGUCCUCAACUUCAACUGCAUGCUGAUCCUCCUGCCGGUGUGCAGGAACCUGCUGUCGUUUAUCCGAGGCUCCUUAGUGUGUUGCAGCAGAACAAUGAGGAAACAACUGGACAAAAAUCUGAGUUUCCACAAGCUGGUGGCGUACACGAUCGCUCUGAUGACAGCCGUGCACAUGAUCUCUCAUCUGUUCAACGUGGAGCGGUACAACGACAACAGACGAAAUAAAAACGAUAAGCUUGGCAUGGCUCUGGCCAUACUGGCAGACUUAGAAAACACCACCUACCUGAACCCCAUCCGCAACAUAGACACUGAUCCGCAGCAAACCCCGACAUACUUUGUCUUCACCAGCAUCGCUGGCCUCACAGGGGUCAUCAUCACUCUGUCCCUCAUCCUCAUCAUCACCUCCUCCAUGGAGGUCAUCAGACGCAGCUACUUCGAAGUCUUCUGGUACACCCACCAUCUCUUCGUCAUCUUCUUCCUUGGUCUCGUGAUCCACGGAGUUGGAUAUAUUGUGAGGAAGCAAGACGAAACACAACGGCACAACCCCACCUUCUGUCGAACUCGAAGUAGCGAUUGGGGUGGAAUUACUGAGUGUCCCGUCCCUCAGUUUUCAGGAGGACCGGCAAUGACCUGGUAUUGGGUGAUCGGUCCAAUGAUCCUGUACCUCUUUGAACGUCUGCUGCGUUUCAUUCGUUACAUGCAGGCAGUCACAUACAGGAAGAUUGUGAUGCAUCCGUCCAAGGUGCUGGAGCUGCAGCUGAUGAAGAACGGUUUCAAAAUGGAGGUGGGCCAGUACGUCUUCCUCAACUGCCCGGCCAUCUCCCAGCUGGAGUGGCACCCGUUCACCAUGACCUCCGCCCCCGAGGAGGACUUCUUUACCGUCCACAUCCGCUCGGCCGGGGACUGGACUGACAAACUUAUUGACAUCAUGCAGCAGCUACCAGAGGGCACACAGGGACCCAAAAUGGGUGUGGACGGCCCUUUUGGCACCGCCAGCGAGGACGUUUUCGAAUACGAGGUCAGCAUGCUGGUGGGGGCAGGCAUCGGAGUCACUCCCUUCGCCUCCAUCCUCAAAUCCAUCUGGUACAAGUUCAAAAUCUCCAACCCUAAACUGCGCACCAGAAAGAUCUACUUUUAUUGGAUCUGCCGGGAAACACAUGCCUUUGAAUGGUUCGCCGACCUCCUGCAGGUGCUGGAGAAAGAGAUGGAGGAGAGAGGGAUGGGGGAUUUCCUCACCUACAAACUCUAUCUGACCGGGUGGGAUCAAGGCCAUGUAACUUAUAUCAAGGUUCACUCUGGCGAGGAGACCGACGCGGUCACUGGGCUCAAACAGAAAACUCACUACGGCAGACCGGUCUGGGACAAGGAGUUCGAACAAGUCCGCAAAGAGAACCCCUCGUCUGUGGUGGGAACCUUCUUGUGUGGCCCUGCAGUUCUAGCAAAAGUCUUGUCAAAGAAAUGUGCCAAAUACUCAGAUGUGGAUCCCCGGAAGACCAAAUUUUACUUCAACAAGGAGAAUUUCUGAGUGGAAAAUACAAUCAAGGAAACGUGGACAUUUUGAACGUCAACAGUUUCUGUA